UGCGCAUGCGCGUUACUGUAGCCGGUUAUGGCGGUCGGAUGUGCUUCCAUGAGGCGAUCAGCGGUAGCUUUCCUUUCGGACUGAAAGAGAGAGUAGGAAGGGGUGCGUGAACAUGGCGGGCGUGUUCGACAUCGAUUUAGACCAGCCGGAGGAAACGGUUUCUGAAGAUGAGCUGGACGAGGGGGCCCAGAUCAAUGAAUACAUGGAACAGUGCAGUAAUUUCGACUUUAACAUGGAUGGCUGUGAGAAGUUUGAAAUUUCUGAAGACAGUGUCAAUAGAGGAACGGAACAGAUCCGCCCAGAGUGUUUUGAGUUGCUCCGGGUCUUGGGGAAAGGUGGCUAUGGAAAGGUUUUUCAAGUACGAAAAGUAUCUGGGGUCACUUCAGGAAAAAUUUUUGCGAUGAAGGUCCUCAAGAAGGCUAUGAUUGUGCGCAAUGCAAAAGACACAGCACACACCAAGGCAGAGCGCAACAUUCUGGAGGAGGUGAAACACCCUUUCAUCGUUGAUCUCAUCUACGCCUUCCAAACUGGGGGCAAGCUGUACCUCAUCCUGGAGUACCUCAGUGGUGGAGAGCUCUUUAUGCAAUUGGAACGAGAAGGAAUUUUCAUGGAGGACACGGCCUGCUUUUACCUAGCAGAGAUCUCCAUGGCCCUGGGACAUUUGCAUCAAAAUGGGAUCAUCUACAGGGAUCUGAAGCCAGAAAAUAUCAUGCUUAAUAACCAAGGUCAUGUGAAGUUGACUGACUUUGGACUGUGUAAAGAGUCUAUCCAUGAUGGCACUGUCACUCAUACUUUCUGUGGUACCAUAGAAUACAUGGCUCCAGAGAUCCUUAUGAGAAGUGGACACAAUCGAGCUGUGGACUGGUGGAGUCUGGGAGCCUUAAUGUACGACAUGCUCACUGGUGCUCCACCCUUCACAGGUGAAAACAGAAAGAAGACCAUUGACAAAAUCUUGAAGUGCAAACUGAACCUCCCACCCUACCUCACACAAGAAGCCAGGGACCUUUUGAAAAAGCUGCUUAAACGAAACGCGUCACUGCGACUUGGUGGUGGACCAGGAGAUGCCGCAGAGGUUCAGUCCCACCCGUUCUUCAGACACAUCAACUGGGAGGACCUCCUCGCCCGUAAAGUGGAGCCCCCAUUCAAGCCGUUCUUGCAAUCUGCAGAUGAUGUGAGCCAGUUUGAUUCAAAGUUUACAAGCCAGACCCCUGUAGACAGUCCUGAUGACUCUACCCUCAGUGAAAGUGCCAAUCAAGUCUUCCUGGGGUUUACAUACGUGGCCCCAUCUGUGUUGGAAAACGUCAAGGAGAAGUUCUCUUUUGAGCCAAAAGUUCGAUCACCUCGACGAUUUCUGGGAAGUCCAAGAACACCAGUUAGCCCCAUGAAGUUUGCUGGAGGAGACUGCUGGCCUCGAGCCCCCCCACUGCAGUCCCCCACCGAGCUGACCAUGGAGGUGACUGCUGCAGAGCAAAUGGACAUCAGUGUCAGUACAGAAGCAUCUGCCCCACUGCCCAUCAGGCAACCUGCAGGAAUUAACCCCGGGCCCUUCAAGAAGCAGGCUUACCCAAUGGUUUCGAAAAGGCCUGAGCAUCUGCGUAUGAACCUAUGACAAUUAGCUUUUUUUUUUUUUUUUGACUGGACAUUAAAGAAA
Molecule: messenger RNA, 1651 nt
Organism: Scleropages formosus (Asian bonytongue)
Lineage: Eukaryota; Metazoa; Chordata; Actinopteri; Osteoglossiformes; Osteoglossidae
Gene: rps6kb1a
Product: ribosomal protein S6 kinase b, polypeptide 1a
Exons: 15
Coding region: 113-1609 (498 amino acids)
Biological process (GO): protein phosphorylation; signal transduction
Molecular function (GO): ATP binding; protein serine/threonine kinase activity
Source: RefSeq, a predicted model, not a curated record